AUGAUAAGUUUUUUAUACGUAUGAUCUCAAGUAUAUUACGCAUCUUCGAACAUGAAUUUGUGUGUGUUUUAAAUUUUCUAAUAAAUUUCUUAUACAUAUAUAUAUAUGUACAUGUAUAUAAUAUGUGAUAAAAUAUACGUAUACAUAUGCAUACAUAUAAAGGCUUAAAUAGGUUAGAAUAGAUACAUACAGCCCCUUCCAUAAUGUAUAAAUUCUAUGGUUAAAGUCAUAGUUGUCAUAACAUAACGGAAUAAUAUAUCUAUUAUUCACUUUGUUUCAUAUGUUAGGUCAUUCACAUAUUUCGAGAGAUUUUUAAUUAGCUCUUAUAAAAUAAUAAUAUUUGAAAGUAAUAAUCAUUAUUCAAUAUGACGAAAAAUUAUUCUAAAGAAACGUCAAUUCCUUCGAAAUUAAAGGGCACAAAUGAUCAUAAUGAAUUUUUGAAUCGAAUUACAAAGUCAUUGUAUUAUUUUGAAUUUCCAGUGACCGAUUGUCUCAGUUUUCCAGUUACUGAAAUGGCGGCAGAACUUUUUACUGGGGUGAAUCAUACGUUAGAACGAUUAGAUGUGGAAGAAGCAAGUAAAAUUUCUAGAAAUGCCUGCGUUUCUCCGUGUUCUUUGAUCUUAGCAUUAUUAUACUUAGAAAAAUUAAAAGAUUGCAAUCCAGAAUAUCUUCAACAAGUAGCACCUUCUAAACUGUUUCUUGUUUCUUUAAUGGUAGCUACUAAAUUUUUAAACGAUGAUGGAGAAGAAGAUCAAGUUUUUAAUACAGAAUGGGCCUUAUCAAGCGAUUUAACCAUAUUGCAGAUAAAUCAAUUGGAGAAGGAAUUUUUAAAUGCUAUUGAUUGGUCUAUAUAUGUUCAAAAUCAAGAUUUUUGGAAAAGAUUACAAAAACUAGAAAAGGAUAUUGCUUAUAAAGAAGCUCAAAAACGUGGCUGGUUUUCUUAUACAGAAUUGAGCUGUCUCAUGGAUUCUGUUCAACUGCUAGCUGUUGUUUAUGAAUUUAUAAAUAUAUCAUCUGUAUGUUUAGUAGCAUAUGCUAUUGGAGUAGUCACUAUUUUGGGAUCUGCUGUAGUUACGAGUCAUUUGCCUGGUACACAACUUGGUUCAACGAUAUUGAGAAAUACUGAAAAUAUAACAAAUAUAAGCAUAGAUACAGAGAUAGAGAAGGAAAGGAUAAAUCAAGAUAUUGAGAUACCUGAUAUAUUUACAACAAUGGAUUUUAUACAUGCUACAAAAUCUUAUAAAACAUGUGAAAAAAAUGAAGUAGUAAGCAUAUCUUGGAAAUGUUGGAUACACUCUAUGAAUACUUGGUUUCCUGACGAUACAUAUUUGAAAUCGCAACCAAUGAACCAUUUACACUUUACAGAUUAUAAUCCAUUUUCUACUAUAAGUAAAUUUAUACUUGAUACUAAUUCUUCUACGGAAUUAAUUUUACAAUGAAAAAGACUUGUAUUAGGAAUUUUUGGUUUAGAAAUUUCUUUUCUGACAAGCGAUGUCACAUAUAUUUUCUGUAAUCAUUUAUGAGAAAAAAAUUUUUUUCUACUUAAACUGCAGAUAAAGUUUAGAUAAUUUACUUAUAGAUUUUAUGAAAAUUAUAUAAAAAAAAAAAAGAAUU
Vespa velutina is the source of this 1614-nucleotide messenger RNA. Its product is annotated as protein CNPPD1. Gene Ontology annotation, biological process: regulation of cyclin-dependent protein serine/threonine kinase activity. Gene Ontology annotation, cellular component: cyclin-dependent protein kinase holoenzyme complex; nucleus. NCBI's taxonomy places the organism in Eukaryota, Metazoa, Arthropoda, Insecta, Hymenoptera, Vespidae. Gene Ontology annotation, molecular function: protein kinase binding; cyclin-dependent protein serine/threonine kinase regulator activity. The record is from RefSeq and is a predicted model, not a curated record. Bases 366 to 1439 code for a protein of 357 amino acids. The transcript is spliced from 5 exons.